AUGUCGCUCAUUGCCAACAGCAGCAGCAGCAGCAGCAGCAGCAGCAGCAGAACCAGACCACUUGCAGCGCCCGCACGACCACCAGCAUCACCCCCGCAGCAGCAGCAGCAGCAGCAGCAGCAGCAGCAGCAGCAGCAGAACCAGACCACGUGCGGCGCCCCCGCGACCACCAGCAGCACCCCCGCAUCACCCCCGCAGCAGCAGCAGCAGCAGCAGCAGCAGCAGCAGCAGCAGCAGGACGCACCGCAGCGCGGACUGGCCGCCCCUGCCGUGCUUCUUGGGAAGGUCAACAGCAAAGCGGUGCAGCACUUCUCUGCUGUUGCCCUGCACGCUGCCGAACAAAGCCCCGUUGCCGUCCACCACGAUGAAGCCAAACUUCGCGUCCGACUCCAGCAGCUCCGCCAACGCCUGCAGCAGCAGCAGCAGCAGCAGCAGCAGCAGCAGCAGCAGCAGCGGCAGCAGCAGCGGCA
Messenger RNA from Eimeria necatrix, 470 nucleotides. RefSeq lists its product as hypothetical. The record is from RefSeq and is a predicted model, not a curated record. The transcript is spliced from 2 exons. Lineage: Eukaryota; Apicomplexa; Conoidasida; Eucoccidiorida; Eimeriidae. The annotation marks the transcript as partial.